AAAGCCCAGUGGAGCCUCGUGUUGUGCAUGAAUCCUUAUGCGGUUAAAUGGUGCCUGGCGCGCAGGAAUCUCCUCUGCACAACAGAAAAGCCUCUGACUGGUUAGGAAAACCAAAGCAGCACUGAGCGCAGAGACGCGCGGCGCCUCAUCCAACCAGCGCCAGUCCCACGAAACCGGGGUAAAACUACACGUUUAAACCAUUAAAGUGGCUGCAACUGGACGCUUCUGCUGCUUCGGAUUCUUGCUCUCCAUUCAGCCUCGGAGAGCUUCUCCCGAAGUGGAACUAAUAGCGGAUCUGAUCACAGAUGAAUUCAGCGAAGUUAUCAGCAUUUGGAAGUGAGAAGUUUGAUAGCAGGGGAGAAAAUCCAAGUGGAUUACUUCUGGAGUAGCCCGCAACGAUGCCUCCGACUGAUCCCAACUCUGAUUCUAAUAGAAAUUCACUCUCCGGGGAGCAGUUCUGAACAGUAUUAUCUGUAUUAUUGCGGAGUUCAGGAACUCUCCUCCACACGGAUCUCCAUCAUCGGCUCCGCAGGAGAAGUUGUGAUUUAGAUGAAAUAGACCGCAAAGCGCCAUCUAACUGGAUUUACACCGUUUCGAGCUGCUCUUGAAUGAUGCCUGCCUGUCUGACGGGGAUUUACUGUCUACUGGCAUUUCUACAGAUUUGUUCAGGGUCUCGUCUCCGCCAGGAAGACUUCCCUCCCCGCAUUGUGGAGCACCCCUCUGACCUCAUUGUGUCCAAAGGGGAACCAGCCACUCUCAACUGUAAGGCGGAGGGCCGUCCAACCCCCACGGUGGAAUGGUACAAAGAUGGGGAGCGCGUUGAGACGGACCGCGACAACCCCCGCUCCCACCGCAUGCUGCUGCCCAGCGGGUCCCUCUUCUUCCUACGUAUCAUCCAUGGACGACGGAGCAAGCCCGACGAUGGCAGCUACGUGUGCGUUGCCCGAAACUAUCUGGGCCAGGCGAUCAGUCACAAUGCAUCACUGGAAGUAGCCAUUUUACGUGAUGACUUCAGACAGAACCCAGUGGAUGUCAUGGUCGCAGUGGGGGAGCCGGCUGUGCUGGAGUGCCAACCACCUCGUGGGCACCCUGAACCCACCAUCUCCUGGAGGAGAGAUGGAACCAACUUAGAUGACAGAGAUGAACGCAUCACAAUUCGCAGCGGCAAGCUGAUGAUCACCAACACCAGGAAGAGCGAUGCAGGGAAAUACAUCUGCGUUGGGACCAACAUGGUGGGAGAGAGGGAGAGCGAGAUCGCCGAACUCACUGUGCUUGAGCGGCCAACCUUUGUGAAGCGGCCCAGCAGUGUGGUGGUGUUGGCUGAGGAGAGCGUGGAGUUCCACUGUGUGGUUCAAGGAGACCCUGUUCCCACUGUUCGCUGGAGAAAAGAUGAUUCUGACCUGCCUAAGGGGCGAUUUGAAAUCCUAGAAGACCAUACCUUGAUCGUUCGCCAAGUGACCUCUUUAGAUGAGGGCUCCUAUACGUGUGUGGUGGAGAACAUGGUUGGAAAGUCUGAAUCAUCCGCCACGCUCACCGUACACGUCAAUACUGUACCCCCAGCAUUUGCUAUACGCCCCAGGAACCAGGUGGUGGCAGUGGGCAGGACGGUCACCUUCCAGUGCAAGGCCACUGGCAACCCACAGCCCGCUAUCUUCUGGCAGAGGGAGGGCAGUGAGAGUUUGCUGUUCUCGUACCAGCCGCCACAGCCCUUUAGCCGUCUGUCUGUCUCCCAGAUGGGCAGUUUGACCAUUACCGACGUUCAGCGCUCUGAUGGCGGCUUUUACAGUUGCCAGGCUCUCAACAUCGCUGGCAGUGUUAUUACCAAAGCACUGCUGGAGGUCACAGACUCUGGAUCAGACCAUCCUCCCCCUGUGAUUAGACAGGGCCCACUCAAUCAGACCAUUCCUGUGGACAGCACAGUGGUCCUGGGUUGCCAAACAGCUGACUUUCCAUCUCCUACGGUCCACUGGAAGAAGGACGGUGUCCUGGUUUCUCCCAUGGACUCCCGCAUGUCCAUAGCAGACACAGGAUCACUAGAGAUUCGCUACGCUAAGCUGGGAGAUACAGGCUUCUACACUUGUGUAGCUUCUAGUCCCAAUGGAGAAGCUUCCUGGACAGCAUACUUACAGGUGGAGGAGUUUGGAGUUGUUGUUCAGUCCAGUCAGCCGAUAGACCCUAGUCUGAUUCCUAGUGCUCCGUCCAAACCCGAGGUGACUGACAUCAGCCAUACCACUGUCACUCUGUCGUGGAAAACAAACCCCAAUGCUGGUGCAACACCUACAUCUUACCUGAUUGAGGCAUUCAGUUAUACGUUAGGAAGCAGAUGGGUGACCCUAGCUGAGCAUAUAAAGACACAGACCUUUGUACUGAGGAACCUGAGGCCAGCAACUGUCUACCUCUUUUUGGUCAGAGCGGUGAAUGCUUACGGCCUUAGUGACCCCAGUCCAAUCUCUGACUCUGUCAGAACACAGGACAGCACUUCCACCAUGCAGGGAGUGGAUCACCGACACAUCCAGAGGGAGCUGGGAGAUGUAGUUAUCCACCUGCACCCACCAACUGUUCUUUCAUCUUCUGCUGUCAGGAUGCAGUGGAUGGUCGAGCAGCAGUCCACAUACAUCCAGGGUUACAAGGUGCUUUACAGGGCAUCCGCUGAGCAUGGCCAGCCAGAGGGCCAGUGGAGUGUCCUGGAAGUACACGCCCCACGGGAGGACGGGGUGGUAAUCGGUCAGCUGAAGCGAGGCUCCAUCUACGAGUUCAAAGUGCGCCCUUUCUUUGAUGAGUUCCAGGGAGCUGACAGUGAGGUGAAGGUGGUCAGGACAUUGGAAGAAGCCCCUAGCAGAGCACCCCAGGGUGUUACAGUGACAAAGAGUGAGACCAAUGGGACCGCAAUCCUCGUUGCUUGGAGACCGCCUCCGCAACAGGAAGAAGCUGGAGUCAUUCAGGAGUACAAGAUCUGGUGCCUGGGUAAUGAGAGUCGCUAUCACGUUAACCAGUCGGUCGACGGCUCCAUCUUCUCUGUGCUCAUCUCCAAUCUGGCACCGGGAAUUCGCUACAGCGUAGAAGUUGCCGCCAGCAAUGGUGCUGGACCUGGUGUCAGGAGUGAUGUCACUUUUUUCCAAUUAGACUCUGCAGGCCAGAUGAUGGAUAUCAGUGAGGAAAGAGACACGUUGUCUCAGAUCUCAGAUGUGGUGAGGCAACCGGCAUUUAUUGCUGGCAUUGGCGCCACCUGCUGGUUGGUCCUCAUGAUCUUCAGUGUGUGGCUCUACCGUCACCGCAAGAAGAGAAGUGGCCUCAGCAGCACAUACACCGGCAUCCGCAAGGUCCCCUCAUUCACCUUUACACCUACAGUGGCGUAUCAGAGAGGAGAAUCUGUGUGCAGUGCUGCCAGACCCGGCCUUCUCAGCAUGGGUGAACCUUUAAACCAGCUGUGGCUGCCAGACAAUUGGCCAAAUGCAUGUGCCAAUCACAAGGACUGUAGCAUCAACUGCUGCAAUAAUGGCAAUGGCACCAGUGACAGCAACAUGACAACAUACAGCCGACCAGCUGACUGCAUAGCUAACUAUGGAAACCACACAGAAAACAAACAGGGGGGACAGCUUGGUUCUGAGACGGCCAUUUACAGCGAUGUGAACCUCUCCAACAAGCUCAAUGAGAUUAAAACGUUCAACAACUCCAACUUGUGCUACGCGAGUCCGGGAGGAGAUUCAGCAGCCACAUAUGAACCCAUCCCAUAUGCCACCACACAGCUCAUUCAAGCCGGCAUUAAAAAUAAGGCAGGCACUGGUGUCGCUAUGGCAGAGCCUCUGGACAUGCCCUGCUGGAAACAGCCCCCCAACCUGCCUCCAUUACCAAAGGAGAUGGCAGCACAGAUGCAAUACAACAUAAUUGAGCAAAACAUGCUAAAUAAAGAUCAUCUGCAAGGAAGUGAAGGAAUGAUCCAUCCUAAAACCAUCCCUUACAACCAGACCCGGGCCCACAGCUCAGGAGGCUCACACCACAGCUCAGACAGAGGCAGCAACAGCACCUCAGGGAGUCAAAAUCAAAAGAAAGGAACACGGGCCCCAAAGAUCCCAAAACAUAAUGCAGUAAACUGGGGAGAAGCUCCGUCUCGUCCUCACGCUAAUGCAUGGGACUGUGAUGAGUAUAGCCUACCCAUGGAAAGGAGUUUUGAUCCAGAGGAGAGAAUGGAAGGCUGCCCUCCUCCACCACUUAGAGGGACUGCCUCCUCCCCUCCUGAAGUGUCUCAUAGUCACCCACCUAACGCAACACCACAGGGAGACCUGAGCAAUGGCCUGCACGAUGAAACCGAGCACCUCAGCCAACACAAUAGCGGCCACCCUCGCCCUUUUUCCCCAACACACACCUACAGCUCCAUACCCUUCUGCAUGGACACCGAUGUACAGGAGGAGGAUGAGGAGGAAGAGGAGGAGGAGGCAGAAGAGGAGACAGACGCAGAGCUCGCUGACAGUAACUACAGCCAACACCACAAACGGCAGAAGCACAAACACCAGCUGCACCAUCCCUCUCCACACAAUCUGCUUCUUCAUGGGCUGGAGCAGACCCCAGCCUCCAGCACUGGGGAUCUGGACAGAUCAGUCACGGGGUCCAUGGUCAACAGCUGGGGCUCAGCAUCUGAGGACAACAUCUCAUCUGGCCGGUCCAGUGUUGUCAGCACCUCGGAAGGAUCCUUCUUUACAGACGGCGAUUUCAACCAGGCAGUGGCCUCUUCGCGGGAUAUUGUAGGCCUGCGCAUGUGCAGAUACCCAGAGGAGUCAGGGCGGAGGCACCAGCGGCCCAGCAGCCCCAUGUCCACAGACAGCAACAUGAGUCCUGCAAUAACACAUAAAAGACCCAGACGGCAUAAACAGAACCAGUUUGGUCAACAGGGCUACCAACCCAAAGAUAUCUUCAACGACGACUCGUGCAUGCCUUUGAAUUUUCCAAGCCAGAUGUCCCACAGCGACUAUAAAGUGAGGGGGGCCACGCUGCCUCGGAUGGGCUCUGGGGAGGCCCGGGGUCGACGGGGCAGCGCCGGGACUCACCGGGUCAGGGAGGCUUCACUUGAGCAGAGAGAGAGCAAGGACAAGCACAAGACUCCACUAGGAGGGAAAGGAAGCAGCAAAAGCCGACAGCACUCAGAAUUUGGGGAUGUCCUUCUGUACAGUCGUCCCUCUUUCCCAUCAGGUCAAGCUCAGAGGGAGCCUGAUGAUACUAAUUCAUCCAGCUUUAUGUCAUGUGGAGACUUAAGGACCAAACAGGGAGGACAGCUGGCACCUACAGGACAGGUGGAAGAGUUCCUGAAAAGCUAAGAAGCAAUCCGAGCACAAAAGGAAUCCCCUACAGUUGCUUCAGACAAAGGACUAUGACCUUUACAAUGUGG
Molecule: messenger RNA, 5380 nt
Organism: Etheostoma spectabile (orangethroat darter)
Lineage: Eukaryota; Metazoa; Chordata; Actinopteri; Perciformes; Percidae
Product: roundabout homolog 1
Exons: 30
Coding region: 609-5309 (1566 amino acids)
Molecular function (GO): protein binding
Source: RefSeq, a predicted model, not a curated record